This is a messenger RNA of Callorhinus ursinus (northern fur seal), 2120 nucleotides long. RefSeq names its product NSL1 component of MIS12 kinetochore complex (gene NSL1). Gene Ontology annotation, biological process: mitotic sister chromatid segregation. Gene Ontology annotation, cellular component: MIS12/MIND type complex; kinetochore. The record is from RefSeq and is a predicted model, not a curated record. Lineage: Eukaryota; Metazoa; Chordata; Mammalia; Carnivora; Otariidae.
ACGGGUUGAGUUUCCGGCCGGACGCGUGCCUCUUCCCCCAGUGAGAGACCGCCCUUCCGCUCCCAGCGUUCCCGCCCGCAGUUCAAACGGGGAAAAUGGCGGGGGCUCCUGUGUUGGUGGUCCCUUCCCCUCCGCGGGACGCGGAGAGAGUGCCCGGGGCGGACGACGGGGCCUCGGUCGCCGCCACCUCCCGAGAGGACUUCCGGGUGCGCUGCACCUCGAAGCGGGCGUUGACGGAAAUGCUAGAACUGUGCGGCCGCUUUGUGGAAAAGCUCGGGGACGCGCUGCCAGAGGAGAUUCGGAAGCCUGCGCUGCGAGAUGUGCAGUGGACUUUUGAAUCAGCUGUGCAAGAGAAUGUCAGCAUUAAUGGGCAAGCAUGGCAGGAAGCUUCAGAUAGUUUUAUGGAUUCUGAUAUUAAAGUACUUGAAGAUCAGUUUGAUGAAAUCAUAGUAGAUAUAGCCACAAAACGUAAGCAGUAUCCCAGAAAGAUCCUUGAAUGUGUCAUCAAAACCAUAAAAGCAAAACAAGAAAUUCUGAAGCAGUACUACCCUGUUGUACAUCCAUUGGACCUAAAAUAUGACCCUGAUCCAGCCUCUCGUGUGGAAAAUUUGAAAUGCAGAGGAGAAACAAUAGCUAAGGAGAUCAGUGAAGCCAUGAAGUCCUUGCCUGCAUUAAUUGAACAAGGAGAUGGAUUUUCCCAAGUCUUAAAGAUGCAGCCUAUUAUCCAGCUCCAGAGAGUCCACCAAGAAGUCUUUUCUGGUUGUUGUAGGAAACCAGAUGUUAAACCUGAGAGCUUUAUAACACAAAUAGAAACCACACCAACAGAGACUUCAACCAGGAAAGCCACUGACCUGGUCUUGAAAAGAAGGCGAACUAAAGACUGCCCCCAGAGAAAAUGGUAUCCACUACGGCCAAAGAGAAUUAAUCUUGACACGUAAACUCUUGUUUGUCUUGAGAGUUGAAAUUUGGCACUGUCAACAUUUAGAUUACAGCCCGAUGCCUAGACAGGAAAAGACAAAUAACUCUUUAACUAGUGAUUCCUUUAUACAAAUAUAGUAGCUCUAUGCUGGGAUAUAAUGUAAUAGUUGUAUUUCCUUAUUAUUUCGUCUUUAGUAGAUGAAAAGUAUAUUUUUUGAAUAUUGGCACAAAGCCCAUUAGUGGGCAUUAAGAGUGCAAGCUUAAAUGUCCUUAAAUGUAAUCAACUCUUGGCUGCCUUACAGCCUUUGUGGAAUAUCAUGAGUAACACAUUCUAUUGGAUUUCUAGUAUACAUCUUUUAAAAAGAGCAGUAUCACAGUUGUCUCUAAGUGCUAAAAGUAAUCAUCAGUUCUGUUUAGGAGCUAGGAGCAGAUAAAGUCCCCCCCCCCCAGUGCAGUUUGAUUUAUCACAUUGAUAUGCAGAUAAGAAGACUGGCUUUGACUUUGUUACUCUAAAUUCAGCUAAUUUGGAUUUGUGGUAUUAUUUUUAGGAUUUUUUUGUUUUUGUUUUGUAAGACAGAUGACUUAAUUAUGUAAGACUUUUUCUUAGAAAUAAAAAUUGGCAUGUAGCCAAUGUUUCUUUCCACACUUAUUUUCUACAGGCCUUUCAACUUGGGACUAAGGGUUUCUUUUCAAGAUUUCUCAUAUCUUUGUACAUGAUUGCAGUUCAAAAAUAUAUAUUGGAUUAAAAAUUAACAAAUUGUCAUUGUGGAACAAAUAUAGAUGCAAUCAUACUGAACUAUUUUACAUUUAAGGAUGUUUAUUUAUCAAGGAUGUUAUCGGUAGAACGCUGAGGAAGCUAUAUCGCCUAUAGCUCUAACAUUUCACUAUAGUUAUAGCUCUUACUGUGUCUCUUCCUCACAUUAGUACAAUGUAGGCAGGGCCAUCCAACUUUUCUCCUUUUCUCCUUUGAUGACUGUAUAACUUCAUUCAUUUGCAGAGGAAUUUACUAAUCAUGACGUUGGGAAUCUGUACUUCUUAUUUACUGUGUCUUACCAAUCAAAUAUCUAAAUGUGAUAGAAAAUGUGUCUCAGUGAAAAAAAUUUACAAAGCCACUUUAUUGCACUCUGUAUUUUAAUUUACAAUUUUAGAUCUGUAUAUCUGUAAUAACAGUGUAUUUUUAAUUAAAAUAAUGUACAAAGACU